AUGUGCUCUACGACCAAUAUGAUGCCCCGUUCGGCUUCGUCUAAUCUCCCCUACUCGAUCUUGAUUUUGGUGUUUUUUCUUUUGACCUUUUCGUUUGUCACAUCGCUAGUCGAUUUUACGCUCGGUCCCGAGAGGUCUUGGAUCUCAUUCCACUCUCCACCAUGGGCGAGGAGAGUCGGUUUUUCGCGGCCUUUCUCUAGAGACGGAAACGAAGAACUCGAAAGGCCUUCUAGAGUUAUUGGAAUAGCAGAACCUCCGUUGGCUCCUUCUAGAGUUAUUGGAAUAGCAGAACCUCCGUCUAUUGGAAUAGCAGAACCUCCGUUGGCUCCUUCUAGAGUUAUUGGAAUAGCAGAACCUCCGUUGGCUCCUUCCAUAUUGAAUAUUACUAACAAAUUUGAAGAGCAGAAUUCUAGUACUGAAAGCCCUGCCACGGACACAGCAGGGGUAAUCAAGACAUACACUAAAUUAGAGAGGCUAGAAGCAGCUUUAGCGAAAGCCCGGUCUUCGAUUCGCGAAGCUUCUAAAAACAACAACACGACCUCAAUCCAAGAAGAUCUCGACUACGUCCCUCGAGGCCCUAUAUACAGAAACGCCAACGUGUUUCAUCGGAGCUAUCUCGAGAUGGAGAAACUGUUCAAGAUAUACGUGUACGAAGAAGGAGAGCUCCCGAUGUUCCACACCGGUCCCUGCCGGAGUAUAUACUCGAGCGAGGGAAGGUUCAUCAUGGAGAUGGAGAAGGGGAAUUUUUAUCGGACAAGAGACCCGGAUGAAGCUCUGGUGUAUUUCCUUCCGUUUAGCGUGGUCAUGAUGGUUCAGUACCUGUACGUGCCCGGUGCCCAUGAGUACCAUGCCAUAGGGCAUACCGUCGCGGACUAUGUAGACGUGGUUUCUCAACGGCAUCCGUUCUGGAACCGAAGCCUCGGCGCUGAUCAUUUCAUGCUCUCGUGCCAUGAUUGGGGGCCACACACAACUUCUUAUGUGCCAAAUCUAUUCAAAAACUCCAUCAGAGUCUUAUGCAACGCCAACACUUCCGAAGGUUUCAACCCUUCCAAGGACGCUUCCCUGCCGGAAAUCAACCUCAAGUCCGGCGAAAUCAAGGGCCUAAUCGGCGGGCCCUCCCCUUCGAAACGGCCCAUUCUUGCCUUUUUCGCAGGCCGGUUGCACGGCCAUAUAAGGUACCUCCUUUUACAACAGUGGAAGGAAAAAGACCAGGAUGUACAAGUCUAUGACAGCCUUCCGAAGGGCGUUCGCUACGAAUCGAUGCUGAAAAAGAGCCGGUUCUGCUUGUGCCCGAGCGGGUACGAAGUUGCCAGCCCGAGGCUAGUCGAGGCAAUCUACGCGGAGUGCGUGCCCGUGCUGAUUUCGGACGGGUAUGUCCCCCCGUUGAGCGAUGUCUUGAAUUGGAAGGCGUUUUCGGUGAGCGUGGAGGUCAAGGACAUACCGAAUUUGAAGACGAUAUUGAUGGGGAUAUCCCAGGGUCAGUACCUGAGAUUGCACAGGAGGGUGAAGCAGGUGCAGAGGCAUUUUGUGAUCAAUGGGACUCCGAAGAGGUUCGAUAUCUUUCACAUGAUUGUUCACUCCAUUUGGCUACGGCGAUUGAAUGUUCUGGUACAGGAUUGAUCAUCACAUAAUUGGAAUCCAAAUCAGAUCGAGUUUUCAAAGCAUUGCUAGUCAUCGGUUCGCGUGGAAUUUAAAAGAUGUGAAGAUUCUCGCGCAAUCGAACAAUAAAGAAUCUUCUGAAAUACUGUUACAUACAAAAAGUUGAGUAGAGAGGAUUUUUAGGAGAUUUUUUAGAAGGUGGUUGUGGUUGGAGCAAAUCAUUUUUUGAAUGGAGAGACGAUUAUGGGUUUUGGGGUUUCAAUGAUUUUUGACAUUAUUCAUUGUUUAAUUAGUCCUCCUCUGUGCUAAAAGCAAAUAAAGUAUUCCUUUAUAGCUUUCCAAA
This is a messenger RNA of Rhododendron vialii, 1942 nucleotides long. Its product is annotated as probable glycosyltransferase At5g03795. Lineage: Eukaryota; Viridiplantae; Streptophyta; Magnoliopsida; Ericales; Ericaceae. Gene Ontology annotation, molecular function: glycosyltransferase activity. The transcript has 4 exons. Bases 1 to 1620 code for a protein of 539 amino acids. The record is from RefSeq and is a predicted model, not a curated record.